AUGAGAACAACCAGACUUCCAUUGAAGCAAGCAACCCAAAUUCGCUGCCUCAACACAAGUUCAGUCAAUCGAGCUCAACCAGCAGCCCAAACCAAGACUCAACAGCCCCAUCGAACUCAAUUAUACAUUGGUGGAGAGUUCUUCGAGUCUCAAACAUCAAAAUGGUUUGAAUUACGAAAUCCCGCUACUCAAGAGCUUGUGACGAUGGUACCACAGGCUACCCCACAAGAACUGAAGCAUGCUGCACGAAGUGCUGAAGAUGCAUUCAAGACUUGGAAAAAGACAAGUGUUUUGACUAGACAGCGUGUUAUGCUCAAUCUACAGGCUCUUAUUCGUGACAACAUGGACGAACUAGCAAAAUCCAUUACCACUGAACAAGGAAAGACAUUCGGUGACGCCAAAGGCGAUGUAUUACGUGGAUUACAAGUCGUAGAGAAUGCAUGUGGUAUUCCAACCAUGUUGCUGGGUGAAACUUUACCUGUUUCUUCUGAUAUGGACACGUAUACUAUACGACAGCCUUUAGGUGUUGUUGGUGGUAUUACGCCAUUCAAUUUCCCUGCCAUGAUUCCUCUCUGGAUGUUCCCACCAGCAAUUGCAUGUGGUAACACCGUCGUCAUCAAACCAUCUGAACGAGACCCUGGCUGCAUGAUGCUCUUAGCCAAAUUGGCUGAAGAAGCUGGUGUUCCCAAAGGUGUCUUGAAUGUAGUUCACGGUGGUGUUGAUACCGUCAACUUUAUAUGUGAUGAGCCAGCUAUUAAAGCUAUAUCAUUCGUUGGAUCUGACCAAGCUGGUCAGUAUAUUUUCGCUCGUGGUACCGCUACUGGUAAACGAGUUCAAGCCAAUUUGGGUGCCAAGAACCACGGUGUCAUUGUACCUGAUGCAAACAAGAACCACACCCUCAACCAAUUAUCUGGUGCUGCUUUUGGUGCCGCUGGACAACGAUGCAUGGCCUUGUCCACUGUAGUAUUUGUGGGUGAAUCACAAAAAUGGUUGCCAGAAUUAGUGGAACGAGCAAAGAAGCUUAAAGUUUCUGGUGGUUUUGAGCCUGAUGCGGAUUUGGGUCCGUUGAUUACACCACAGGCCCAAAAGCGUGUAGAAGACUUGAUUCAAUCCGCUGCUGAUGAAGGUGCUACCAUCUUGUUAGAUGGACGUGGUAUCAAGCCCAAGGGUUACGAAAAAGGGAACUUUGUGGGCCCAACAAUCAUAGCCAAUGUAACACCAUCCAUGAAAUGCUACACUGAAGAAAUCUUUGGCCCUGUCUUGGUCUGUUUGAAUGCUGAUACUUUGGACGAUGCUAUUGAAAUCAUCAACAAGAACCCUUACGGUAACGGAACUGCCAUCUUCACCAAUUCUGGAAGUGCUGCCAGGAAAUUCCAAGAUGAGAUUGAUGUUGGUCAAGUCGGUAUUAACGUUCCAAUUCCCGUACCAUUGCCCAUGUUCUCAUUUACUGGCAGUCGAGGAAGUAUUCGAGGUGACUUGAACUUCUACGGCAAGUCAGGAAUUUCCUUUUAUACUCAGAUCAAGACUGUUACCGCUCUUUGGAGGUCUGAGGAUGCUACAGGUACUCGUUCAGCAGUAAAUAUGCCAACAAAUCAUUAA
Molecule: messenger RNA, 1599 nt
Organism: Synchytrium microbalum
Lineage: Eukaryota; Fungi; Chytridiomycota; Chytridiomycetes; Synchytriales; Synchytriaceae
Exons: 11
Coding region: 1-1599 (532 amino acids)
Biological process (GO): L-valine catabolic process; thymine catabolic process
Cellular component (GO): mitochondrion
Molecular function (GO): malonate-semialdehyde dehydrogenase (acetylating, [NAD(P)+]) activity; methylmalonate-semialdehyde dehydrogenase (acylating, NAD+) activity
Source: RefSeq, a predicted model, not a curated record